Molecule: messenger RNA, 1427 nt
Organism: Elaeis guineensis (African oil palm)
Lineage: Eukaryota; Viridiplantae; Streptophyta; Magnoliopsida; Arecales; Arecaceae
Product: probable serine/threonine-protein kinase PBL16
Biological process (GO): protein phosphorylation
Cellular component (GO): plasma membrane
Source: RefSeq, a predicted model, not a curated record
CCUCUCUCGACGUUCCGGAAAGAAGUUGGAUGGUGCCCUAGCCAUGCCGCAAAUCCGGUGCGCGAACUCGCCGUUGAAGCAUAUCUCCUCCUGCUUCCGGCGCCUUCCUGGCAAGGGAAAGCGCCUCUCUCGUGCGGACUCAGAAAACUUUCUAGAAGCGGACCAGGAGGAAGUGCGCAUCGGGGACGGGAUAUUAAAGUUCACUCCGGACCAGCUGAAGGAGUUCACCGGUGGAUUCAGUGAUGAGAAUUACUUGGAUGGAACGUCGACCCGAUCGGGCUUCUUGAAUCGAGUCUAUCGUGGGAAGGUGAUCAUUGACGAGGAAUCGAACUGGGUCCGGAAUGUUAUCGUGGAGGUGAAAGAGCCCAGCUUUCAUCUCGAGUAUGAUGUUUGGGAGACGCAAAUCAGGCUGUUCACCGAUCCGGUCAUAGGCGGCCACCCGAAUGUGGCAAAACUCUAUGGUUAUUGUAAUGAUGGCAUGUUGGGACUGGUUUAUGAUUGUGAUGCUCUGCAAACCAUGCACAACAUGGUUCCUGAUGAAAGCUUCACAUGGGCCAUGAGGAUGAAGGUCGCUUUUGGGCUUGCUCAUCUCCUUGAGUUCCUAGAGUCUCAAACACCUCCUCUUCGGAUCCUUAAUCUCGAGGCUCAUAGCAUACUAAUUGACAAGCACUACAAUCCCUUAGUAUUUGGUUUUGGUGUCGCAUUUGGUGGAAUUUUGCGCAGGCCUGCACCAUUUCAUCUUUUACAACAUUAUAUCUGUUGGCUAUAUUCGGAUUUCAAUCUUGCUCUGGGCAUUGUGCCUCCUUCGAUUGAUGUAUAUGGUUUUGGUGCGUCACUGUUAACAUUAAUUACAAAGAGGCAUGACAUACUCUGGUGCACUUACCAUGGACGUGUUCCAUCCCAUAUUCCAAUGACUGGAUUGCUCAAGGUCUCUCCUAAUGAUGUUUGCCUGCAUGACUUUACGGAGUCGAUUGUCCAGAGGAGUUUCCUUGGAGAAGAUGAAUACCUCUCCCAGGAUGGUUCUGAUGUUACACAACUGACCAUGGAAUGUGUGAAGGUAUUCGAUGAAAUAGGUUUGACUGCUCCGCGCCCUGAAAUAUCUGAUGUUGUUAACCGUCUGAAGCGCUUAGCUGUAGUCUGCAAACUCGGGUUGCAACGUGACAACUCUCUUUCAUGUUGAUGGUUUCAAUUGGUAGCUUGGUAGCCACUUAUCAAUGUGUUACAUGCUGUUUUCGGUGAUACUCAGUUUUAAGCAGCAGCUUUUGUUGAUAUCUUUUCAUGACCAUAUGUUGAAGUUAGUCGAAUUUCAUGGAAGUAACUUUUUUGUUGAUAUCUAGAUGACAUAUAGUUGUAAUGACUUUUGCGAAGUGGAAAUUGGUUUGACAAGUUUAUAAUGUGAAAUCUUGCACUUACGGAUAUCAGCUUUU